UGUAUAUAUAUAUAGAUAAAAUCUGAGCCCUAAGAAUAUACGUCGCAGGUGAAGAUGGCCAACGAUAGAAGGAUCAAAUCAGCUGUAGACUUGAUUAGCAAUUUACCAGAUGUGAUCCUCCAACACAUACUCUGCUUUAUUCCGAUCGAAUUGGCCAUCACAACAUCCCUCUUGUCUAGACGUUGGAGGCAUGUAUGGUGCGAGAUACCUUCUCUCUCCUUUAAUGCCGAUACACUGACCGCAGCUUCUGUAAACGAAACCCUGACUCGCUACACAGCUCCCAAUACGAAGAGUUUUCACCUCACUAUAACACCCUAUCCUGAGAACAUACCCUACAUCGACAGGUUGAUCAAGUUCGCCGUGUCACACAACGUUGAGAAUCUGUCCCUCGAUUUCUCGAGUCAUUAUUAUGUAAAGUUUCCAGAUUUCUUUUGCAACAGUUCUUCUGUCAAGCAACUCAACAUUGAUAUAGGAUUUUCUCAUAUGAUUGUUCCCGAAUAUUCCACUGUGUCUUGGACAUCCUUGCAGAAGCUAUCCUUGAGUUGCGGUAGACUCUCUGAUGAAUCCAUGGCUAAUAUUCUAUCCGGUUGUCCGGUCCUUGAAAACUUAACAUUGCAUAACUGUGUUGAGCUAAAGGUUCUUGAUCUUAGCAAAUCACUACGUCUGAGAACAUUAGAUGUAAAGUGUACCAUGACGGAUUGGGGGUCAAGGCUAAUUGUGGCACCACACAUUCACUGUCUCAGAUUGUUAAGCUCUCAGUCAUCAUCACCUACUUUGGUUAAUGUUGAUUCUCUAACCGAAGCUAAACUGGAAAUUCUCUUCUCAGUGAACCGUUACUUCACGUUCAAGGCCGAUUUUUUUCAAACCAUGGUGCUAAAGAUGCUAGAAAAGUUACAGAACGCAGAGAAGCUUACGUUUGGGGGAAACUUUAUUCAGAUUUUAUCUCUUGCUGAGAUUCGUGGUGUUCCUUUCCCGAUGCUCAAGGUCAAAGCAUUGGCUCUUCAUACAAAGAUCUCUCACUAUGUUAUUCCUGGUAUGGAAAGACUGUUACAAAACUCUCCUGAUUUAGAGAAGCUAACAGUACGUGCAAGGAAUUUCAACACCUUACUGGAGAAGCAUCUUGACAAAUACUUGGAAAUAAAAGGCUUUAAUCUGAACACAUGCUGGAGAUCAAAAGAUGGAGCCUCUUGGAAAAAGUGUGGUGUGUAUGCAAAAUCAAAGCAUGUGACUUCAUUAGUGGAACUUAUUCUUAAAAAUACAAAGAAACUAGACAAGGUGGUGGUCCUGUUGGAUGAACUUUACCUUAAGUUUAAAGUUAAAGACGUUGUGGUUCCAUCACUUCCUGGCUACAAAAAUGUCAACGUUGUGCUCUCCACUACCAAGCUGAUGGCAUUAGAGAAGUGGUGAAGUGAAUCAUAGGGGGUUGAAGUCUUGAGUUUUAUUGAACGUUUGCUUUUACUUUCUGUUUCCAAUAACUGGUGUACUUAUUUAAAACAUGUUACAUCGAAUCUAUUGAAACACACAGUAGAAGAAGAUUUUGGUUUGUUCACACAAAAUAUAUAGGCCGUAAUAAGUGGAGUUCUUUAGAGUAUAUCAAAACAUGAUGUGAAUCAGUUCUCCAAUAUUGCUAGAUUUAGGCUGCCUGGGAUAAUAGUUUUAUAACUACAAACAAACAUUGUUUUUGUAAACUGCAGGAAAUCGCAGGCCAUCUUCAUCUAUUUUUUUAUUUACUCUGUUUUUGUGUUCAAGAACUCCAAAAUAGAAACAAACAUAAGAUAAACGUUUUUGGUAUAUCCUUUGAUCAUAACUCCAAAUAUCUUGUACAUAUAUAGUUUCCUUGUGUCUCGUCAUACCCAUUCCAAAUUAGUGAUCUUACCAGUCCAGCGAGUACCUUGCUUCUGAUCCUCCAGUUCGGCUUCAGCACUGGUUUCAAAUGCUCCACUGCAGCCUGCACUGCAUUAGCUCUCAUGGUCAUUCCUCCACGACCUCGUCCUCCUCUGCCACCACCUCUUCCAGCUUGUCGCUUUUGUUCUCCCCACCACUCGGGAUACUCCUUUUUCACACCGUACAGAACUUGUCUUUCUCUUCUUUUCCAGAUCCGCUUCUUCACAUUAAAAGCAGUCUUUGCACCUUGUUGUUCUCUUCCUCUAAUCACGGUGUUGACCCGUUCAACAGAUUUUAUCUUGGAGUAAACCUGGUUCAUCGAAGGCAUCGGGUCAGUGCUGAUGAUUGAGGCACGAACAUAACAGCUCCGUACACAUCUUCAUCCAGCCCCAAUAGGAACUGAUGAAACUUGUCUUCAUCUCGCUUCUUCUCCAAAUCAACGGAGAUAUUGCAAGUGCACCCCCACACUUACACAUCACUGUCUUGUCAUAGUUGGUCAAAUCAUCUUCGUCAUUUUUCCGAAGCACUCAAUCACACUUGGUCAAAUCAUCUUCAUCAUUUUCCUGUUCGUUUGGAGAACGCUGCAUCAAGUACUAGCGAUCAAUCACACUGACACAUCACUGUCUCUCCCUCAGUAUUAGAAUUGCCUCAGAGUGCUUUACUGCCAAAUUUCAUUAUGUCAGUAGCCUAGUUUUAAAAAAUAAGAUUUAUCUAUUUAAUAAAACUUUGUUCCAAUAUUAAUAUAACAUCUCUCAGAUAAUAUGGGGUUUUCCAUGGUAAAGGAGAAUCAAGGUUCGCAACUAACUCAUCUUCUUCGCAACAAGAGGAUCAAGCUGCUUCACGUAACUCUUUCACUACUUUAUCCACAUUAGUAGAUUCAUAGUCUACAAUUGUGGAGGUUUCUCCAUCAAACAUUAUCAACAAUGAGGUUUAAGAUACUAUAAUUGUUGAUCCCACGACACCAUAAGCUAGUGCAUUUGAGAGUCCUUCUUGUUUCACAGUGCUAGGGGGUGUGAUUGAAGUUGAGACAGAGCCAUCUAGCUCUCUUAGCUUGACAAGAGGUGGGAGGGAGACAAAGCCUCCUAUCAAAUACCAAGACAUAUGGAACAGAAGACAGUUCGAGGGAGAGGAAAGCAUGGCCGACGUGGUCGUGGUUCUUAUCAUUAGCUAUUGUCUUUUAUUGCAUUGUUGGUUGUCUAAUCUCUAUUUUUGUUGUUUCAUAGGUUUGAGAUUCACUCUUUCAUGAAAAACUUUUCCCAACUAUAAGACUCUUAUCUUAUUUUGUAAUAGUUUAUGUUUUUCAAGAUUAAGAAAUACUAUGAGAUUAUAUAUAACGUUUUCA
Brassica rapa (field mustard) is the source of this 3226-nucleotide messenger RNA. Its product is annotated as putative F-box/LRR-repeat protein At3g18150. NCBI's taxonomy places the organism in Eukaryota, Viridiplantae, Streptophyta, Magnoliopsida, Brassicales, Brassicaceae. Gene Ontology annotation, molecular function: protein binding. The record is from RefSeq and is a predicted model, not a curated record.